CCGUCUCUCUGCCCUUGUGUGCUGUUUGUGUGCGUCUCCGUGCCCGCUCUCUGGAUACUAAACUGCAGCAUUACUGUAAAUUGUGAUAAUUGAUUUCAAUUUAUUCCAUGCCGUUGGCACCGUGUGUGCGCCGUAGUCGACGACGAUGUUUGAAUCAAAAGCAAAACUUCGCGCGCGUCGUGCAGUUGCGGACUCCACCACCACCGCAGCCGCCGCCGCAGGAACUGGAACGGAAUCGAGCAAGAUGCUGCUAUGCCGUGCCUGCCUGGUGCUGCUUCGACCCGAGGAUGUGUACUACGACCUGUGCAGCGAGCAGGGCUUGGCGACCAAAUACUUUUCUUGCACCGGUGGCGACCCGGACCUGCACAUACAGUUGAGGGAAGAGGAACACCUGAAGGACGAUGUGCCGCAGCAGCUGGUGCUGAAGAGCAUCUGUGAAUGCUGCUACCAGUUGGUGCAGAAAUUCCAUGACUUUCAACGCAUGUGCGAAGAGUCCUCCAGGAACUUUGAGAAGCUACUGGCUGUGGUCAACUCCCAGGAAACCGUCCACAAAUCCAUCCAGGAGCCAGAUGUAACCAACACCAGCUCUAGCCUGGCAGCAUACGAGACUCUGUCGGAGGGCGAGGAGGAGGUGGUUGCGGUUCAGGAAGUGAGAGCCACAGAAUCAAUCGAAGAAAUUGAGCAAGUCUACAUUGUUGAGGAUGAAACGGCAAAGAAGAACCUGGGCAGGGAGAAGAUACCCAUGUCGUCGCGGCAAAAUGUGCCCGGGCAACGCAAACAGGGACUGAGAUAUACACUUAACUGCAGCAAGUGCAAUCGCGGAUUCUACAAGAUCUCCUCACUCGAGGCACAUCUGAAGAAACACGAUGGGGUCAGUCCUCACACGUGCGUGCACUGCGGCAAGAGCUAUGCGCGUGCGAACCUACUCGAAGCACACCUGCGCGAGAAGCACUUGGGCUCCACUCAGAGCAUGACUUAUCCGUGUCCCAGGUGCGAUAAGGUCUACAGUGCCUCGCGCAGUCUCAACUAUCACUUCAAGCGGGAGCACAAAAGUCAGCAGAGGCAGGAGCUGCCAGCCGCCAUGCACAUGUGCGACAGGUGCGGCAAAGCGUAUGCGCGAAAGGCGAACCUUGUGCGCCAUCAGUGGGUGCACCGGAGUCUGGAUGAGCGGCAUCACGUGUGUCAGUUCUGCGGGCAGCGCUUCUACACGAAGCAAAACAUGGUGGAUCACCUGCAGCGACGUCACACCAGCAGCAAGAGUCUGUUGAGGUGCAAGAAAUGCGGACGCAUCUUUCGGUCUCGAGCGGUGCUGGCCGUGCACCUAAGCAAGCACGCAAGUGCCACCAUCGGUGGUGCGAGGCAGAAACGGAGACGAUCCUCGAUUGUUAGGGAAUAGUUAGCUAAUAUUUUGUUUUUGUUUUAU
Messenger RNA from Drosophila subobscura, 1423 nucleotides. Its product is annotated as zinc finger protein 391. The transcript is spliced from 2 exons. NCBI's taxonomy places the organism in Eukaryota, Metazoa, Arthropoda, Insecta, Diptera, Drosophilidae. Gene Ontology annotation, biological process: regulation of transcription by RNA polymerase II. Gene Ontology annotation, cellular component: nucleus. Gene Ontology annotation, molecular function: DNA-binding transcription factor activity; zinc ion binding; RNA polymerase II cis-regulatory region sequence-specific DNA binding. Bases 146 to 1396 code for a protein of 416 amino acids. The record is from RefSeq and is a predicted model, not a curated record.